CCCGUAAGGGUCAUGUUACUACAGGAGGAAACGUAAACUAAACUAACUUUAUUUAUACUGGAUAGAUCUAUCAGUUCUAAACUGUUCUCUGUUGUGGUCAGUCGUUCAAAUUUCAAAACUGAUCCAACCUACUUCAUUCAAUACCUUCUAGUUGCCACGGCAACGAUGAGUGACGUCAUACCAGAAAUCCAGAGCGAUCCACCGUUAUCACUACGUACCACCUUAAGGAAGUUCUCAAAGACACGACAUCACGUGACCAACCCACGCAGCAAAGAAAAAGCAAGGAAAUAUAUUAAGAAAAUGUUUACAAAAUCUGGGCUGCAUGUGUGGUCCGAGUAUAUUGAUACAAUACCGGUAAGAUAUUAGGGAUUGUUGCAGGGCUAAGAGAUGCAGCCGAGUUAAGGCGCUGUUUAUAUAUACACUAUGCAAUUUGUCUCGUAACUUGUCUCGCAAUUUUGUUGCGACACAAGUUGCACGCGAAAUUGCAAAGUGUAUCAUGCCUCGCACUCAACAAGUCUCGCAAUAUUUUUGUUGCAACAACCAUUGCACGAAGUAGAAUCUGGUUCUACAUUUUUAGAGCAUUGCACAAUGUAACACCCCUCUUGUAACUAGUCUCGCAACGCUUAUGCACUUAAUGGCUUCCUAUUGGCUUUUGACUGACAAUAUGGCGUCAGACGUUAGCGACAGGUUUUAUACUAUUUUUAAUGAUCAUUGCAAGCGGCGUGGAACAUAUUGCUUGGUGUAACAUCUCUUGCAAUGCAAUCCUGAAAUCGUUUAAUUUCUUAACAUUGCGAGACAAGUUCCGAGAUAAGUUGCUUAGUGUAACAGCACCGUUAAGCCGAAUUCUAUUUCAUUCUCCCAUCAGUCUAUACGAGGUGAAAACAUUGUCGGCAUGUUGGAAGGAAAAUAUACAGGGACCGCUGAUGACAGAAUAGUGAUUGUGGGCGCACAUUACGAUACGACCAGUCGAACACGGGGUGUCGACGACAAUGGAUCGGGUGUAACAGCCUUGCUGCAGGUUGCCAAACAAAUAGGUAUGGAAUAGACCGAUUCGAUGUAAUCACUUCCGCCUUGUAAUAGAAUACCUCCAAGACCAUAGUUUUACAAAAUAUAAUACCAUGUAUUCUCUAAAAAAAAUGAAUCUUAAUAAUAUCGGAGUUUCUGCUAGAUUUAGCAAAGAAGACUGACUGGCUUCGUUCGAUUGCUUUUUAAAUCUUGAACUCUUAUACCUUGACUUAAAUAGCAGUCUCUUCUGAAAAAAUUGUUUGUUAGCCUGGUAAUGCAUAAAAUAUAAAUUAUUUUUCACCCUGCUCGGUUUCCUUUGUUCUUAUCGGGGAAUAUAUUCAAUAUUCCCCUCUAAACAAUUUCCGUUUAAUAAUCCCCUCUAAUAUUCACCUGCAAUUAAUAAGCCCCUCUAAUAUUCACCUGCAAUGUCUUUGCAGCACAAAAAAAUGAGAAAAAAACAACAUAACGAAGGCAAUAUGGCAUUACGAAUUAUUUCUAUUCUGACUCAUUAACGCGACCUCGCAGUGUGAAAAAUAAGUACGUUAUUUUGAGGCACCUCGGGGAUGUGUUUAUUCACCUCGGCGCUGGGCGCCUCGGUGAAUAAAUCACAUAUCCCCUCGUUGCCUCAAAAUAACCUAUACAUAAUGCAAACUUGUGGCUGAAGACAUCCCCUGGGCCCUGAAUAUUACUAAAAAUCAUAUUUGCUGAUUUAAUAAAGCAAAUUACUUUUUGUCCCCUACUUAGGCAAUUCUGGCUGCAGUUUCAAAAACACGAUCCUUUUUGUGGCUUUCGAUUUCGAAGAGGACACGGCGGAAUCAGAAUAUCCCAUUCCGUUUGGUAGUGAAUAUUUUGUACGCAACCUAACCCAGCACCUCAACCGGACGGGCGGUACGAUCAAAGGAGCGUUAGUUCUUGAAAUGUUAGCAAACCAUAACACCACCAGAGGUAAUUGUGUUUUUAUAUGCUUUUUCCCUCGGUCAUUCUGCGCUACACACGUAAAAACGCACAAGUUGUACAGCAGACUUGUAGCGAUGCUGUUCCAGCAACUUGUCAACAGGAUGUGUUCGCACUGCUUGUUCCCCAGCUUACGGACAAGUUGUCCACGACUUAUCGACAACUUGCUACAAGGCUGUUGAUCUCAACAGACUGUUACAAGUUGUUCCAACAACUUGUUAUCGUCCUGCAAUUCGACAAUUUGUCAACACGUUGUAGGAACUUGAUAAAAUAACAGCAUUGUUACAACUUGCUGACAAGCGUGAUAUUUCGAACACAUCUCGGUUGAAACCGUUCGCAAAGGCAGGUAG
Molecule: messenger RNA, 2309 nt
Organism: Paramuricea clavata
Lineage: Eukaryota; Metazoa; Cnidaria; Anthozoa; Malacalcyonacea; Plexauridae
Source: the annotation of a GenBank genome assembly